Molecule: messenger RNA, 2109 nt
Organism: Apis cerana (Asiatic honeybee)
Lineage: Eukaryota; Metazoa; Arthropoda; Insecta; Hymenoptera; Apidae
Product: E3 SUMO-protein ligase ZBED1
Molecular function (GO): DNA binding; protein dimerization activity
Source: RefSeq, a predicted model, not a curated record
UAUCGUUCUUAUUAACAGAGUAGGAAACUAAGUAAAAUAAACGCUAUAUUAAUAUUCGUCUAAAAUAAAGUAUAGAUUGUUAUAAAACUUAAAAAAAAAAAAAUCUAUUAUCAUUAGUGAUUUAAUAAAUUCUAGAAAAUUCAAGAGAUAUAUUUUUUUUUUCAAAUAAAAAUAAAACACAUCGAUAUUAAAAAAAGUAACAUUUUAUAAAUACAUAAAUAUUAUUUUACAAUACGAAUCUUUCCACUAUUGAAUAUUUUAAGAAUUAUUUUUUGUAUAUUAAACAUGUCUAAAAUUCGUGUGAAGAGAAGUGCCAUAUGGCAAUAUUUUUCCAUAAACUAUCAAGAAAAUGGAUACACGAUUGUUAAGUGCAACGAGUGCGAUCUCACGGUGCCUUAUUGCAAAAACACGACGAAUCUAUGGUCACAUAUCCGCAUACGUCACAAAAAUGUUGUAAUAGAAAACGAACUGGUUAAUCAGUCGAAUAGAAAAAAAAGUCACGCGUCCACUUCGUCGAAAUUCAGACCAUCAACUUCUUCGAGAAUUUGUGAUAUAUCGGAAAAAUAUUUUGACUCGAGACGAGACAAGGAAAUAACACGAUCUUUGAUACAAAUCAUAGCCGAAAACGUAAUCCCGUUCUCCGCAGUGCAUGGAAAAAUAUUCAGAAAUUUCGUAAGGGCGUUGAACGACAAAUACAAACUGCCAGAUAGAGCUAUCUUGAUCUCGAAAUACCUUCCAGAAUUGUACGAGCACAAACGCGUGGAAAUGAGUGAAAUUUUAUCGAAAGCGACGAAUAUUCAUCUCGCCGUCAGUUUAUGCACAGAUUUUAAACGCAGGAUACCAUUUAUGAUAACGAUCGCGUAUUUCUGCGCCAACGGAGUCCAGCAUCAUAAACUUUUGCAGAUCUCGUGUCUGAAACAAAUGAAUGAAACGACGAUACGUGAGAAUUUGUUAAAUGUCGCUGACACUUGGGAAAUCGCUUCGAAAGUAAGAACUGUUGUUUACAACGGUAAAAGCGAUAUUGUGAACGCGAAUGAAACGGAAUGGCGACAGAUAUAUUGUUUCGGGCGCACGUUGAACUUGAUGACACGAAACGCUAUAAGAGAUAGCAAAAUUAUAAACGAGCUGGUCAAUAAAUGUCGAAAUAUCGUCCGUCUCUUUAGAUUCGACAACUCCGUUGCGAAAUUAUUGAGGAAGCUUGGGGAAAAUUCAUCGAAAAUUUCGAAUUUGUUCAAAGAUACACCCGAUCGUUGGACGACCGUGUAUUUAUUGUUGAACGAUAUAAACGAAUCGAGAUCUAUUCUAUCGAAAGUUUUUGUCAAACUGUCGAAGAAGCACGUACCAUCCCUGACGGAGAACGAAUGGAGAAUAAUUUCCGAGAUGAUAAUGGUUUUGAAGCCAUUGCACGAGGCUACGAGAGAAUUAUUGGUCGAUUGCACCGUGACGAUCUCAAAAAUAAUACCUAUCGUUCAUGGUGUGGAGGCUGCUUUGAAAAAUAUGGAUAAUUUGUCGCAAGAUGUGACCUUUUUCCGCGACAAUUUAUUAACACUUUUCGGUAAACGGUUUGAGAAUAUCGAAAGAAAUCCUGUUUACGCCAUUGCCACGUUUUUGGAUCCUAGAUACAAGGAUAUCGCGUUUCAAUCGAAAGAAUGCGUCAAAUUGGCGAAACAUCUGUUGAUUAAGGAGUUGAAUUGUUUCGAUAAUGAAAAGAAUAAUUCUGAUUUACACGUGGAUAAAGUGGAAGUAAAGGAGGAGAAUAAAGAAACGAAUAUUUUGUGGGCAGUGUUCGACAAGAGGGUUCAGGAGUUGCAGACUGAAUCUGAUAAUUGUGUAAUUUAUUGUUCGUUGAAGCAUGAAUUGGAGAGAUACGCAAAUGUGAAAAUAAUUAAUAGAAAAACCGAUCCAAUCAUGUGGUGGAAAAAUAUGGGACAAUCAACGUUUCCAAGGCUUUCGAAACUUGCAUUAGAAUAUUUAUGCAUACCUUCAUUCUCUGCACCUAAAAAUCUCUUGUUUUCAAAAAUUCGUAAAAUUUUGUUUAAUCGAGAAAUGGAAUUAUCGACCAUGUAUGUUAACAUGUUGGCUAUAAUAAAUUUAAAUUAAGGAAAAAAA